CCAAUGCUGUACAGCUGCAGCACCGUUCCACCUCAUCUUAUAAUUCUUGAGACCUAUUUGAUCAUUUAACUAAUAUUUAGGAAUCACUUUUAGUACAUAAAUAUUUAGUCUCAUGACAAGACAAACUGACAGAAGAACAUGGUUCUGUACUUUUUCAUGGAUUAUUUUCAUUUUAAUUGGGGCGACCUUCGAUGUUUCCGAUGACAGCGGACUGACCACCACCAUCGAGUCCCUCCCACUCUCAAUUUCCCACAAUACACCGCGGUGCUCUACACUGCCUAGCUGCUUGUUUCGUGUCAAAUUCAAGAUGGCGCUUCACCGCUUGUCCAUGCUGCCUUCCGCGGUCAACUUGGCUCUACGCAGGAACAUCGGCCUCUCAGCUGUGCUCUUGAACCCGGCCAAAGAGCUGGACCCCGUGCAGAAACUGUUUCUGGACAAGAUCCGAGACUACAACACGAAGAGCAAGGCUUCCGGUGGUGUUGUGGAUGCAGGACCUGCAUAUCAGAAGAACUUGUCCGAGGAGGUUUCCAAACUCGAGAGGUUAUAUGGUGGGGGAGACCUUUCCAAAUUCCCUGACUUUAAAUUCCAAGACCCCAAGCUUGAUGAAGUGGCCAAGUGAAUGCUGAUCUUGUAAAUCACCAAUGUAUUAUAUUUAAUAAAAAAUAAAGUGGUUGAACCUUU
Molecule: messenger RNA, 681 nt
Organism: Syngnathoides biaculeatus (alligator pipefish)
Lineage: Eukaryota; Metazoa; Chordata; Actinopteri; Syngnathiformes; Syngnathidae
Gene: atp5pf
Product: ATP synthase peripheral stalk subunit F6
Exons: 4
Coding region: 113-619 (168 amino acids)
Biological process (GO): proton motive force-driven ATP synthesis
Molecular function (GO): proton transmembrane transporter activity
Source: RefSeq, a predicted model, not a curated record